AUGAACACCCGCCAAGUUAUUGACGAGUCUAUUGGGCCGUAUUCGCUGUCUGCGGCCUUCAACAGUGACAGCAGCUGUUUCUCAGUGGGCUUGAACUCUGGAUUUUGUGGUAAGCGUUCGUGCGCGCAGCUUGACGAGGCUGUCGAGGAGCUUCAAACAAUGCAGCCGAGGCUAAGAAAGGGUUAUUGUUCAGUGUUCAAUGCGAAUCCGUGCGAGCUCAAGGUUUCUCGAGAUUUCAAUGCAGGAAUCGGCCUGGUUGAAAUGCUUGGCCAGUCAAACUAUCUUGCGAUUGUCGGUGGAGGACGAAACCCCAAAUUUCCCCAGAACAAACUCGUUAUCUGGGACGACGCAAAGCAAAAAGCCGCCAUAACCCUCGAAUUCCGCACCUCCGUCCUCGGUGUUCGCCUCUCCAAGUCCAGGAUCGUGGUUGCGCUCUUGAACAGCAUCCAUGUAUUUGCAUUCUCGACACCUCCACAAAAACUAUCUGUAUUCGAGACUUCAGAUAACCCGCUGGGACUGGCCUGUCUGGGCCAGAAGCUGCUUGCUUUCCCAGGCCGGUCCCCGGGACAGGUGCAAGUCGUCGAGCUGGAGACGGGCAAUAUCACCAUUAUACCAGCACAUAGCUCUCCCUUGCGCGCCAUGACACUGAGCCCUGACGGGGAAGUGCUUGCAACUGCCAGCGAAGCUGUGAGGAUCUCACUGGCGGGAACGUUGAUCCGUGUGUUUUCUACAGGGAAUUGCACCAAGCUGGCAGAGCUGCGCCGAGGUGUGGACCAUGCGGUAAUAUUCUCUCUUUCAUUCUCUCCAUCCAAUACCCUUCUAGCAGUAACUUCCGACAAAUCAACACUCCACAUCUUCGAUAUACCCCACCCUCACCUCGCCCACCGGAGCCAGUCGCCCACUUCUGCAACUGAGGAGGGGACGAAUCAGAAAUGGGGCAUCUUAGGCAGACUACCUCUGCUACCGCGAGUAUUCUCCGAUGUAUACUCUUUUGCCAGUGCGCAUUUUGAGAUUGGGGAUGAGGCAACGCCAGGGUCACCGUAUGCGACGCCCAUGGGCACAUCGAUGGGGCGCCCUCCCAAAGGUGUCAUUGGGUGGAUGGAUAAUCGGACUCUUUUGGUGAUUGGAUCUGGCCAGGAUGGGCGUUGGGAGAAGUUCAUUCUGCGGGAUGGUGAUGAUGGAAAGCGAUACUGCAUGCGCGACGGUUGGAAACGAUAUCUGGGGGGCUGA
Penicillium cataractarum is the source of this 1230-nucleotide messenger RNA. Its product is annotated as phosphatidylinositol-3,5-bisphosphate binding protein HSV2. Gene Ontology annotation, molecular function: phosphatidylinositol-3,5-bisphosphate binding; protein binding; phosphatidylinositol-3-phosphate binding. Gene Ontology annotation, cellular component: phagophore assembly site membrane; extrinsic component of membrane; cytosol. The coding region runs from base 1 to 1230 and encodes 409 amino acids. The transcript is spliced from 4 exons. Lineage: Eukaryota; Fungi; Ascomycota; Eurotiomycetes; Eurotiales; Aspergillaceae. The record is from RefSeq and is a predicted model, not a curated record. Gene Ontology annotation, biological process: autophagy of mitochondrion; nucleophagy; protein lipidation.